CUUUAGUUGUAAACCAAAAGUUAAGAUCAGUUCAAGUUGUGACUCGAUCGCGAACAGUUUGUUGAUCGUAAAACUGACGCAAAAGUAAAGCAAACGGCAAAAAUAAAAAUUAAAGAAAAAAAGUAUUAUUUGCAAAAAAAAGAAAAGAAAACGAAAAAAGUUUUUUUUAAUUUAAUUAAAAUUUUGUGUGCAAUUUUUUUUUUUUUGAAAUAAAGGAAAAGAGCUGCCUCUGACUGUGUGUUGUGAAAAAUAAAUGAUGAAAAUAUUUAACGAAAUUUCGAAAUUUUCUACAAGAACUUCUGUUUUAAAGUGAGGUUGUGUUUAUUUUAGCUCAGUUUCUAUAACGUUUAUCGUUUCUUUUUUUUGGCUACAGUUUGCGGGACUGAGAGAGUACGUGUCUGUGAGAGAGUGUUAUUUAUAUAUUAAUUUGUUUAAAAAAAUUGUUAAUUAAUUGAAAUAAAUUUGAAAAAGCAAAAAAAAAAAACAUAUUUGUUUUAAUACCAACAAAAUGUUUUAAUAUAUUUUUAAGAUUUUUUUUCUAAAAUAAAUAAAAUAAAGAAAAAUUAAAAAUUCAUUUCAAAAGUUAAAAAAAAAAACAAAGAUAAACAAAAUGGUUGCAACUAAAACUAAAAACAACUUUAAUGGUCUAAGUGGCAGCAGCAGUAAAUGCAUGUGCAACAUUAACAGCAAAACAAAUACCAAAAAUUUUAUUAAUUUAAACAGCAAUUAUGCCAAAAUUAAAAAACAUCAUAACACCCACAAAAACAGCAAUAACAACAGCAGCAAAAAGUUUAAUUUAAAAUUAAUAAUCGGUAUUUGGUGUCUACUGCACAGUGUCACUGUAAUACAGGGGGCUGCCGUUUAUACAAAUGUUGACUUUCGUUCAAAUCCCACAUUUGAACCGAUAUGCAAUCUUCAAGAGGAGCAUUUCAUCGAAAGCGAAGGCAAAGAAUCUAGUCUAAUAUUGGAAUUCAAUAAAGCCAUUGCGGCCACACAGCAUAAAUUAUGCACUCGAAUUCUAUCAUCCCCACCUAAUUAUGGUUUCAUUAUACGUUUAAUUUUACCAAAAAUACGACACAGUCAUCAUCAUUCCAGUACAAAGGUAGAGAAUAAAGAAAACGAUGCCACGGGCCGUCAAGGCGGUGCUCAAAACCCCAGUAAAAUGUCAACAUUUAUGGAUCAAUUAAAUGUAUCAACGGCGGGUGGUUUGAAGUCGGGCCGUAGUUGUCCGCUGAGUAUAGUAAGUAAUAUAUUAUAUAUGUAUAUUAAUAAAAGUGAAUGUGUGUCUGUAUAUACACAUAUUUAUUAUUUACAUAUUUACAUAAGAGUGCCCCGUCGUCCACCUCUCAAAUGACGAGAAUUAGUGUAC
Molecule: messenger RNA, 1369 nt
Organism: Lucilia cuprina (Australian sheep blowfly)
Lineage: Eukaryota; Metazoa; Arthropoda; Insecta; Diptera; Calliphoridae
Exons: 2
Coding region: 611-1354 (247 amino acids)
Source: RefSeq, a predicted model, not a curated record